Messenger RNA from Aspergillus niger, 255 nucleotides. RefSeq lists its product as hypothetical. Lineage: Eukaryota; Fungi; Ascomycota; Eurotiomycetes; Eurotiales; Aspergillaceae. The record is from RefSeq and is a predicted model, not a curated record. The transcript has 3 exons. Bases 1 to 255 code for a protein of 84 amino acids.
AUGUCGCGUCGGUCCGCCCGCCUCUGGAAUUAUAUUGAGAGAAGGGAAAACAUCCGGGGUGGCGGAGACAAGAUCACGGCUCUCGAGUUUUGGGGAGGGAACAGUGGGAUCGACCGGUCGCAGAGUGCGGGCCGUGCGAUCGUCCAAACAUCAGAAGAACAGGCUCAAGAGACAGAGCCGGGCUCGGUGUUCCGCCAAUUUACGACCUGUCCCGGACGUGCGACGGAAAUGAAUGGUGUGGAUGCAGAGGGUUAA